CAAAAAAAGAGACAACCCUUGAAACCAUAGCUAUGAAGACCAUGAUUCCAUGGACCACGAUCUGGAUCGUGUUCUCAUGGUACGGUUCCAACAUUGGUGUCUUGCUUUUAAACAAAUACUUACUUACCUACUGUGGGUUCAAAUACCCAAUUUUCUUAACCAUGUGUCAUAUGCUUGCUUCUUCAUUGUUAAGUUACGUAGCUAUAGCAUGGCUCAAAGUGGUUCCCAUGCAAACCAUUGGUUCUAAGAAACAGUUUAUAAAGAUUUUUGGGUUGAGUUCAGUUUUUUGUUUCUCGGUCGUCCUCGGAAAUGUCUCGUUACGGUACCUUCCGGUGUCGUUUAACCAGGCUAUUGGCGCAACCACACCGUUUUUCACGGCGGUUUUCGCUUAUGUUAUGAUGAAGAAGACAGAGAGUUGGGUUACGUACUUGACAUUGUUACCUGUUGUGGCUGGAGUUAUCAUUGCUAGUGGGGCUGAACCAAGUUUCCACCUUUUCGGGUUUCUAAUGUGUGUUUCAGCUACUGCUGCAAGAGCCUCUAAAUCAGUGCUUCAGGCUAUUUUGCUGUCAUCAGAAGAGGAAAAGCUAAACUCCAUGAAUUUGUUGAUGUACAUGGCACCAAUAGCAGUGGUGAUAUUGCUUCCUGCAACUUUAUUGAUGGAGAGAAAUGUGAUAGCCAUAACCAUGGCUCUUGCAAGAAAAGACACAAUAGUUGUGUAUUAUCUGCUUUUCAAUUCUUCUCUUGCUUAUUUUGUCAACUUGACCAAUUUUUUGGUCACUAAACACACCAGUGCCUUGACCCUCCAGGUACUGGGAAAUGCAAAAGGUGCAGUAGCAGUGGUGGUGUCAAUUAUUAUAUUCAAGAAUCCAGUUUCAUUAAUGGGGAUGCUGGGUUACUCUUUAACAGUUGUUGGAGUUCUUCUUUACAAUGAAUCCAAAAAGGGAAAUAAAUGACAUUUUCUCAAUUUUUUACUCCUAUAACUUAAUUUUCUAUUGU
This is a messenger RNA of Gossypium raimondii (Peruvian cotton), 996 nucleotides long. RefSeq names its product probable sugar phosphate/phosphate translocator At5g05820. Bases 33 to 953 code for a protein of 306 amino acids. Gene Ontology annotation, molecular function: antiporter activity. The record is from RefSeq and is a predicted model, not a curated record. The transcript is spliced from 4 exons. Gene Ontology annotation, cellular component: Golgi apparatus. NCBI's taxonomy places the organism in Eukaryota, Viridiplantae, Streptophyta, Magnoliopsida, Malvales, Malvaceae.